GGGGGGCGGCGGCGGCCAUUUUGGUUACAGAGUGAAAGUGACAGGAGCCGGGGAGAGGGUGGGAAGCAGAACGCCGGCCCUUCUCUCAGCCACGUCCCUCUUCCCUUCCCUGUCCCACCAUGUCGGAGAAGCUCAGCGCCGACAGCCGGUGCGAACAGACGGGCGACGAGAAACAGGGCAGCUUAGCAGCAUGGUGUGCAGCUCCGGAUACGCAGGAGAAGGAAGCAGUCGUCCCUGAGAGAGCAGAAGAAGCAAAACUAAAGGCCAAAUAUCCUAAUUUAGGACAGAAGCCAGGAGGGUCAGACUUCCUAAUGAAAAGACUGCAGAAAGGGCAAAAAUAUUUUGACUCGGGUGACUACAAUAUGGCCAAGGCAAAGAUGAAGAACAAGCAGUUGCCAACCACCGGGCCUGACAAUAACCUGGUGACAGGAGACCAUAUCCCGACACCACAAGAUCUUCCACCGAGAAAGUCAUCACUUGUAACCAGCAAGCUGGCAGGGCCUGAAAACCAUGUUGAUUCAGUGGAUGCCGCCUGUGGAAUGCAAGAUCACAACUGAUAAUGCAUGUCAAAUAUGGUCUUCAUGUGGCAUAGAAAAUACAGCAUUUCACCUGGAACACAGGAUCAAACUGCAUUUAUAAUCUUGAGGAAUAUUUUAGCAGCGAUGCAACAGUGUGUUGGGUUAAAAGGUGUUUCACUGAAACGAUAAUUUUAAGAUUUCAGCAUGCAGCUUGCUGUGCUGAAAGCAAACAUGAAUCCCUGUUUUAAGUCCAGAAUUUAAAGAUUUGGGUUUGUUUGUUUUUUGGGGACGGGGGAGGGAAUCUGUUUAAUCAUUUCAUUCUGUAGGAUACCAUAUCGAGGUCAAGAAAACCCAAUGAAAGGUAACACUUGAAACUCCACAAUUGAUGUAGCUUUGUCUACAUACAUUCUCUGCUAUGCCUUACUUGGUCAUUUUUAGUCCCUAAAGUAAUUUGUACAAAGGUCUGUUUCAGUUGACCAUGUUUUGCUGCUGCUGAUUCUAAAUGGAAAACAUGGUAUUGCGUCUAGCUAAUCGGGGUAUUUCUAAGAGUCAUGCUUCAAAAAAGAAGUAAAAAGCCAAGCCUGACGUAUCGUACAAAUCAACUUCCAUGUUUCUGAGGUUGUAAGGAACCAUUUUUUUUUCCUUUUCAUAGAGACUGGUCAAUAAAAAGUGAAUUUCAGCAGAGUGAAAAGGAGACAAGGUUGGGGAGUAGGGAAUUCCUUCUUUGUAAAUGUGUAAUUUCAUUCUUUAGUCUGUCUCCUCAUGCCUUAUCUCCAGGUUCCAGUCUGAGAAGGUUGGAGGGAAAAGCCACUGGUGACUUGUAUAAUCGCCUCAAAUGUCUUGCUGUUUGUCCCAGCCACAUUGUAAAUAGAUAUGAAUCAUAUAUAUAAAAAUAUAUAUAAUUUUUUACAUCA
Messenger RNA from Mauremys mutica (yellowpond turtle), 1432 nucleotides. It is a transcript of the gene ENSA, whose product is annotated as endosulfine alpha. The coding region runs from base 120 to 557 and encodes 145 amino acids. The record is from RefSeq and is a predicted model, not a curated record. Gene Ontology annotation, cellular component: cytoplasm. The transcript has 5 exons. Lineage: Eukaryota; Metazoa; Chordata; Testudines; Geoemydidae. Gene Ontology annotation, molecular function: protein phosphatase inhibitor activity.